Anolis sagrei ordinatus is the source of this 3503-nucleotide messenger RNA. It is a transcript of the gene CKAP2, whose product is annotated as cytoskeleton associated protein 2. Lineage: Eukaryota; Metazoa; Chordata; Lepidosauria; Squamata; Anolidae. Gene Ontology annotation, cellular component: microtubule cytoskeleton. The record is from RefSeq and is a predicted model, not a curated record. Gene Ontology annotation, biological process: negative regulation of microtubule depolymerization.
CGCCCCUUCCAGCCAAUGGGAGGCGUGCGGGCGGCAAGAUUAAAUUCAAACGGAGCGAGCGACGAAAGGACUUGGUGGCGGUUGAGCAGUGUCCUGAGGGAAAGAGCUGAGACGUCGAGAAAGCAGCUGCCCAGAUUAAACUCUGCAUCAAAUAAAUUUAUUUCUAAAGUGAAAAUGGAAGAUAAAGAAAAUGCUCCUGGAUCAACAAUCAUUCUGGGAGAAAAUAUGGCUUCUCCAAAGGGAUUAAAAUCUCCCAAUGUACUGAAGCAAAUUAAUAUGGCUUCAAAUUCUAAAUCUGCAUUCGACACUACAGCAGCUUCUGACUUUGCCGAAAAUAAAAUCAAGGGUGCCUCACUCAGUCAGGCAUUCUUGCUUAAAAGAAAUGCAAAGGAAACACAGCUAAAAACAACUACACCCAACCCUGGUGCAUGCCUCUCUGAGAAGCGUGUGCUUGGCUCGUAUCGGGGUAAGAUAAUAUCAUCUAAGAUCAACUCCUUCAGAAAUGUCCCAAGGAAUGUGGAGAGCAGGAAUUCCUUGGCUGCUCCCCCUAAGUCAGUUUUGAAGACGGGAGCCACAGACAAUAGUAAAUGUGCUAAGGACACUCAAAUCACCAGCACAGUUAGCACUUCUAAGGCUGGGGCUAUAACCUCAGUUCAAACUAGGCCUCCUGUGAAAGUAUCUCUUAGCCAGCCCAAGCCCAUCCUGAAUCCUGAGAAUAAGCCUGCCAGAAGUUCAUCAGCGCAUAAAGGAGGAGCCCAAAUAAACUUUGCCAGGAACUGGAAGCCAGUGUUAAAGUCUGUUCCAGCCAGUGCUAAUAAUUAUGUGCAUGCAACAAAAAAACCUCCUGUACCUAAAACUGUAACAGGAAAUUUAGCAGGACCUGCUUCUCAGGCUCGUAGGUCUGUGGCAAUCUCAGAAUCAUUUGACAAAAGGAAAACACUUCCGGCAACAUCUUCACACGUGAGAAGAUCUCAGCUGGCUGAGUGGCAGGUGCAGAAAGGGAUCAAAAAGCCAUCUGCUCCAAUAUCUGCAGAUACUCAGCCUAAAACAGAAACAGCUGAGCAAAUUGUACAAGAGCCAACUAAGUCCUUUUGGGCCACCAUAGCUGAGGAAGAUGAGCAAGGACUUAUCACUGACAAAGCCAAUAAGACACUUGCAGAAUGUUUGCUCUUAAUUGAGAUGGGUUCUCCUGAAACAGUGCAUCAGACUUUGGAAACGCUCAUACUGACUAUUCCAAAUGCAAAAAGGCUUGCAAAGUAUUGGGUGUGUCAGAUGCGUCUUGAACAAUUUCGCUCUAUUGAAAAGGUCCUUUGCAUUUAUGAAAAUGCAAUUCUGGCAGGAGCACAGCCAACUGAAGAGCUACGCCGUGUGUUAGCUGAAGUUAUGAAGGUUAAAACUGAUAUAAAGAAAUGUGAUGAAGAACAGGUGAGGGAACAAAUCACUCAAAAUGAUGAGGCCAAAGAAGAAAAUUUAGAUAAACACAAAUCAGAAAAUAUUUCCAAAGAUGAACCCGCAAGUGAAAAUUUGGAGUCUCAUAGUGAAGACGAUUCCCAAAAAACAACAGAUGCUUGUUUGAAGGCUGAACAAGAGACAAAUGAAGAGAGCAGUAAGCCUCUAUUAAGGAACAAUGAUCAGGAUGAAAGCCCCACAGAUGAAAUUGUGGAGUCAAAAUCUGAUGACAAAAUAGGCUCCUACUUAAUUAAAUAUAAUUUGACAACUACUCCUCUUUUGGAAAGUACAAAGAAAAAACUACAGUUUGAAGCCAAGGAUUCUGCUGUCAAGGACCUGAAAUUUCUAACUCCUGUAAGACGCUCUCGCCGCAUAAAUGAAAAGUCAUCCAAGUUUCCAGACGUGUUGAAAGAACACGGCGCUUGUGUGUCUUCACUUGAACAGCUUGGAGAAUGCGGAGAUGCUGGCACUGGUUUCAUCUAUAGGCCAAACCGUGCCCUGAAAAGUGUUUCCAUCAACCUAGAAGAGCAUGACAAAGAAUGAGAGUUUUCAAUGUUCAAUGAUUUUAUUUGUAUACAGCUCCUGUAAAUGAAAAGCUUCUCUCUUUAACCUGUCGCAAUGAAGAUGAAUGUAGAUACUCACAGAUGUGGAAGCCUUUUGCCUUUGUUAGCCAGGUGGUUUGGCUCUCACUCCCUGCUGCCUUGAUCCUUGCAUCACUUACUACUUGUUGCUUAUGAACUCUUAACACAACCUUGGUACUAAAAUAUCCAUACUCCCAGCUCUUGUGGCCUUGGCAAUGGCACACUGAGAUGGGCCUUCACCAUGGAUAAAUACUAACCUAUUUUUAUUUUAAUAUAUUUUUUGUAAAAUAAAGCAAUUUAUAUUACAGUAAACAUACAAUAUCCAAGACACUUAAUCCUCCCCCCGCUCAUUAAUCUCAUAUCUAGUGUAAAUUUUGCUCUUAUGUAAGUAUUUCUAUCCUUCACCUCUGUGCUCCCUUCUCCCUGAGCCACUUUAAAAAAUAUUUUCUGUCCAAAAUUUCAUUUCCUCUUGUGUAGAUAACUUUCCAUCCUUCUUUAUUGAUCCUCUUUCAAUAAAUUUCUCCCAGAUAUCAAAAUAAUUUUCCUCCAUAUUCCUAACUUUUAACUUGCAUGUCAAUUUAUCGUUUAUUGCCAGUUUCAAUAAUUCCUUACACCAUUCUUCAAUUUGUAUAUUGAUUCCCCUUUUCUAAUUCCUCGCUAUAAGCAGCCUUGCUACUGUUAAGUAAAUUAGAUAUUGCAUCUUUUCCCUCAUUUUUUUCAACUGUUUGUUACAUAAUGAUAAAGCAAUACUAGGUUCUUUUUUCUAAUUUUAUAAUAUCCUCUCUCGAAAAACUUCAAAAUUCAUUUACAUAUUUACAUUGCCACUACAUAUGUAUAUAUGUUCCCAAUUCCUGGCAUCCCCUCUGACAGUUCUUUGGGUAAUUUUUAUUUAUAUUUGCUAUUUUACCAGUGUUAGAUACCAUUUCCAUAUCAAUUUAUAAUAGUUUUCUUUAACCUAUUUUAUUUUAACCAUAAAACAGCUUUAACAGGUGUUAGCUUUUAACUGUCUGUCUGUUUGUCACCUACCUUCAAGCAUGUAAAAUAUAUGGCUAGUAUCCAACUGAGUCCUUGAACUGAUAAAGGGGGUCUUCCUGCCAACUUUGGUGCAGGGAUUUUUCUCCCUCUGCCUUAUAGUGAUUCUCAACCUGUGGGUCCCCAGGUGUUUGAGCAUACAACUACCAGAAACCCCAGCCAGUUUACCAGCUGUUAGGAUUUCUGGGAGUUGAAGGCCAAAACAUCUGGGCACCCACACAUUGAGAACCACUCCUUUAAAGCUUCCCAUUCAAUUAAAGCAGAUAUAGGUUGAACGGGAAAGAUAAUCCUCUUCCUAACAAUAUUUCUUCAUAAGAAUUUUUCCUUAGCUGGGACCCACUUGGGCUUUGCCUAAAAUUUCUUGUCUGCCUUAACUAUAUGUUUGGAAUGUUUGUGUUUUAAGAAGAAUAAUUGAAAUAAAUCUCUCUUAUCAUUAACAAA